AUGGAAGCUGAAGCUCAAGAAUCGAGCCCCCAAAACGACGCCGUCAUCACCUCCUUCUGCGAGAUCACCUCCGCCUCCAAACAAGAAGCCCUCUUCUUCCUCGAAUUCCACAAUUACGACCUCGACGCCGUCGUUUCCACUUUCUUGGACAAUGAAAACGCCGACGCCGCCGCCGCCGACGACGACGCCGCCGCCGUCACCGUCACCAACCCGGGUUUGGUUGUUUGUAUUGUAGGGUUUCAGGUGUGCCAUUCGCUUGGUGGAGGAACCGGAUCUGGUAUGGGGACUCUGUUGAUUUUGAAAAUCAGGGAGGAAUACCCUGACAGGAUGAUGCUCACUUUCUCUGUGUUUCCUUCACCAAAAGUCUCCGAUACGGUGGUUGAGCCCUAUAGUGCUACCUUGUCUGUGCACCAGCUUGUUGAGAAUGCGGAUGAGUGUAUGGUUCUUGAUAACGAAGCUCUCUAUGACAUUUGCUUCCGCACACUCAAGCUCAGUACCCCAAGCUUUGGCGAUUUGAACCAUUUGAUUUCUGCUACCAUGUCUGGUGUGACUUGCUGUUUGAGGUUCCCUGGGCAACUCAACUCUGACCUCAGAAAGUUGGCUGCCAAUCUCAUUCCAUUCCCCCAUCUCCACUUUUUCAUUCCAUUCCUGGUGGGAUGUUUUAAUGCAGAAAAAGUUUGAUGCAUCGGUUUUCAA
This is a messenger RNA of Rosa chinensis, 696 nucleotides long. Its product is annotated as tubulin beta-1 chain. The record is from RefSeq and is a predicted model, not a curated record. NCBI's taxonomy places the organism in Eukaryota, Viridiplantae, Streptophyta, Magnoliopsida, Rosales, Rosaceae. Gene Ontology annotation, cellular component: cytoplasm; microtubule. Bases 1 to 681 code for a protein of 226 amino acids. Gene Ontology annotation, biological process: mitotic cell cycle; microtubule cytoskeleton organization. Gene Ontology annotation, molecular function: GTP binding; structural constituent of cytoskeleton; protein binding. The transcript has 3 exons.